Molecule: messenger RNA, 695 nt
Organism: Contarinia nasturtii (swede midge)
Lineage: Eukaryota; Metazoa; Arthropoda; Insecta; Diptera; Cecidomyiidae
Exons: 1
Source: RefSeq, a predicted model, not a curated record
GGUUCAAAGAAUUUCUGCAGAUUUUCUAUCUGGGCAAAGUUCAUUUGACGUCGGAAAAUAUCGUCGAAGUGACCAAUUUGUGUAAGAGCUACGAAGUCGCCGAAGGCUUAAAACUCUGCGAAAAUGUUCUACAAAAAUUGGUGACCAUUGAAAAUAUCUGUUCUCGUUUUAAAUUGGCCAUUGAUCUGGAAUUGAUAAAUUUUAUUAAAUUCUGCGAAGAAGAAAUCACACGAAAUACUGGCGCAAUACUGAAAACGGCCGAUUUCUUGAAAUGUAAUCGAAAGACGCUGGAGAAAUUACUGGAAUUGAUGCCAUCGAGUUGUUGUGCAUCGGUCAUUGUCGUCGAUUCAUGCUUGACUUGGGCCAAAAGUAAGUGCGAACAAAAGAAUUUGGAACCAACAACCGCACAUUUGAAAGCCGAACUUGGUGAAUUGAUCGGCCUAAUUCCAUUUGCCAUGAUGAACGCAGAACAAUUCGCAAAGUUCAUUAUUUUUCACAAAGGACUUUUGAAUGACGCCGAUUUGGAGGGAAUUGUUUUGAAAACGAUGACGGAAAAGGAUAGGAUCGCUGUAGAAAAGGAACAGACCGUUUUGGAAAACGAAACAUUAAUCGAAGAAGUGAAAAUUUUGAAAUUACGAUUGUUGGCAAAAAGUCCCAAGAACGAUGAUGACUUUGAUGACGGUGAAUGGUGGUAG